Messenger RNA from Mauremys mutica (yellowpond turtle), 5663 nucleotides. Its product is annotated as beta-1,3-galactosyltransferase 5-like. The transcript has 4 exons. NCBI's taxonomy places the organism in Eukaryota, Metazoa, Chordata, Testudines, Geoemydidae. Gene Ontology annotation, cellular component: membrane. The record is from RefSeq and is a predicted model, not a curated record. The coding region runs from base 1297 to 2331 and encodes 344 amino acids. Gene Ontology annotation, molecular function: N-acetyl-beta-D-glucosaminide beta-(1,3)-galactosyltransferase activity.
UCCCUGGAUUGGCCCGGGAGACUCUGACCCCGCCCCAUGGCUUUGGAUCCGCCUCGGAUCGCUCCAGCCCCUCCUCCUCGGACUCUCCUUGGAUUGGUCCAGACUCACGGAGACCCCGCCCCAUCCAGCCCGCCUCCCCCGGUAUCCCUCGGGAUUGGUCCGGUCUCCCUCCGGCUCCGCCCUUCCCGCGCCCGCCGAGCCCCCAUUGGCUAUCGUCCAGCGCUGUCAGUCACUCGAGCUGGAGCAAAGGUUGAUCGGGGAGCGUGUCCCAACUGAGGCUGGCUCUCGCCUGACCACCCAUGGACCGUUGCUGUCCACUUUGCCCACCUUAACACCAGAGAAAUUCUUCCCUCUGGGGAGCUCAGAGAAGAGCGACAGACCCGCUCAGUGGGGAGCCCUAGUGCUGGAGCAGGACCCCCUGGUGCUAGGCACUGCAGAGACAGAGCCAGAAGGCGGCCCAUGCCCCAAAGAGCCGCGGUCUAAGGAAUACAACAAGCGCCAGGCAGAGCUCGACGGGAGCAUAACGAAACGGAUGGUGCAGUUACCAGAGAACUCUGAGAAGAGCUGUGGUGAGGGGGAAGAGAACGCACUGGAUCCCUUGGAGCAUCUCUGGCUGAAUUCUCCCACUUCUGAUCUCACUCUGGCCAGGGCAGGAGAAUCUCUCAUCCAGUGUAGUAUCUGGGGCCUGUAGAAGCAAAGCCAGAGUGCAGUGGGACAAAGCCCAGAACAAGACACUGCAAGGAGUAACUGGACCUCCUGAAAUUCUUCUUUCAAAGCUCUCUAGUCCCAGCCCAGGGGGAGACCAUCAGCUGCAGUCCAUAUAGCAUCCAUGUGACUUGCACUGAAUCCGCUCAGAACUAUUCAUGGUCCAAGAAUUACAGUGGGGGUUGGUUUGAGUCGGAUCAGGCUCUGCAGCCCAGCAUGAAAGGAGCCUGUAGUCACUGAACAGCAAUGAUCCAGACUUGGUGUGAGCCUGUGUCCUGCCCCCCUGAAGUAGCCGGGUCGCUGUGUCCUUUCUGACUGCUUUGCCCGUGCAUGUUCCAUCACACCUACCCUCCGGUGCAGCGCAUGCAUGAGACCGCCAGUGACCCGGCUAAGUAAAGCCUCUUCCAUGUGCUUCACUGGCUCUCUUGCGCGAACUCACGGUAUGUGUCCUGCAGCUGACAGGCAGUGGGGCAGGAGAGAUGCAUGGUGCUGAGGAAUUCCCUCCCUGCCUUGUCUUCUCUCCCUAGCCAGGCAGGGUUGGUGUAAUUGUUGGAGCUGUCGUGCUUACGAUGCCUGUUGUUUCCGUCUCCCAUGGCACUGAUGCAUCGGUGGGGUUUAAAAGGGCUGAUCUGUGUCAGUGGCCUUCUCUCACUCAUCCUGCUCUGGUGCCUGCUGGUCAUGACAGCUGAUGUCCAGAAGAGAUGGCAGCUUUCCAGUCGCUUCCCCAUCUUCCGAGGGAAGCUGCCCAGAAGGUCUCGCUUUGGGGCCAUCGAAGCUGCCCAGAGGGGGGUGGACUUUCCAUCCCUGUUCACCAGCUCUCACACAGAUCCCCACUGUGAGCCUGGGCAGCUGCUCCUGAUCCUCGUGACUUCAGCCCCAGGGAAUUCAGAGCCCAGGCAAGUGAUCAGGAGAACCUGGGCUGCCCACGAGGGACUGAGAGCACACCAAUGGCAGUCUGUGUUCCUAGUCGGCCAGUCUGCAGACGUUGGGGUAGUCCAGGGCAUCCAGAGAGAGCAGCAGGAGUUUGGGGACAUCCUGAUUGGGAAUUAUCAGGACACCUAUCGGAACCUCACCCUGAAGGUCAUGCAUGGGUUUAAGUGGGUGGCUGAGCGGUGCCGGCCCAGCUACAUUCUAAAGACAGAUGACGACUGCUUCGUCAACACAGACCGGCUGCCGGAGUUCCUGCUGGAGCACAACACUAUUAAGACGGGCCUGUAUGCAGGAUCCCUCUUCUCCCGGGAGAAGCGGCAGGUCAUCAGAGAGCCUUCCAGCAAAUGGUACGUCUCCAGGCAAGACUACCGCCCUGACGAAUACCCGCCAUACGCCAGUGGCAUCGGCUACAUCCUGUCUCUGGAUGCCGUUGAGCGGAUCCUGUGGGCAGCAGAACAUGUCCACCCCAUCCCGGUGGAAGAUGCCUACGUGGGCAUCUUGGCUGAGAGGGCUGGGAUCCGGGUGAAAUCCAGCGCGCGCUUCGCCAAGCACAACGUGAGGUGGCGGGUGUGUAACUACCGCUACCUGAUGGUGAUUCAUCACCUGAGCCCACAGGAGCAGGAGGUGGCCAAGGGGAACAUGCUGCAGGCUCGCAGUGCCUGCCAUGACAGCCUGGAGGUCACCAGGUGGAAGUGAGCCACUGUCUGCCAGGAGGGCUGGCGAGGAACCUGGCAACCUCAUGCCUGUAGCACAGUCUGAAGGGGGUUAUACAACUGGUGCUCAGUUUAACCCCCCAUCCCAGGCACUGGGGUGGGAGUCAUGGUCAGCCCCUGGGAUGUACCCUUGCCAGGCACCCCAGCUGUCUUACCCUUCCAUUGUUACGGGCUGCCGGAGAGUGAAAUGGCCCUGUCCUGAUUGCCUGGCAGGCAGCAUCUUACUCACCACAGAAACACGAGGUUGGGGCUGGGAGUCUGGAGCUCUGGAGUGGGAGUCUCAGCUCUGCUACUAACCUCAGGCCAGUGACUGACCGAUCAUGUGCCUCAGUUUCCCCACUUGUAAAGUGGGGCUAACUAUCUGACUCAGCUCCUAGGGCCUGUGGAGCUUAAUUGGUUCAUGUCUGUAGGGCUCUGAAAAGUGGUGUGGGAGGGGCCAAACAUCAACACAGAGGGACUCACGGUCUCGGUAUGUCAUGCCCAGCUGAGGCUCCUGCCAUCCAGAUGCAUCGUGGCAUGUUAGGACCUGUAGCCCACAGACUGGCUGCCAUCUGCUUCAGUUUGUGGCCAGCUGCUGACGCCCUGAGCUGAGCUAAGUUGGAAGGUGCCAGCUCACUGUAACACUACAGUGCCCUGGGGCGCAGGGCACGUGAGCCUUGCAGCUGACAGGUGGGAGUGGGGCUGGCCUCUGCCUCUGGAAGAGGACUCUCCUCAUGCCGAGUCUCCAGCCUUCUCUCAGCUGAGGCUCUCCCGGGCUGCCUUAUGAAGGGGGAUUGCUGGAUGUGUGACCUAGCAAAGCAGCAGCAUUACUAGCCUCCCUGUGUGCUGCUGGAAAACACCACGGUAGCCCAGCACCCCUGCAGGGAGUGACGCCGUUUCUCCCCAUCUCUAGCACCUUCCCAGGGUGGGGGGAUGGGACAGGACUUACCUGUGCUUGGUGCAGUGGCACUAGCUGCACCUUCUCAUGCUGCAUCCUGCUGAGGGAAGGCCCAGGGUGGCCUGCACUUCACCAGCACCUGGGCCAGGCGUCCAGGUCCCAUGGGUGCUAGUGAUGUAUGGCAGGUGUAAACGGUACUCGCUUUCCUGAGCAGUGCUGGGGCCUCUUGUUCUCAUGAGCCUGGAGCACUUUCCAGACUGAAAGGACACUAGGGAAGGGUUAAUCUGUGCAGCAGCUGCUACUACUACAAAACGGUAUUAAGUAAAGGCUGGGGCUCAGAGUGAGGGCUGGGCUCUGUUACGUACCCUGGGCAAGUCACUUCCCCGCUCUCUGCCUCAGUUUCCCCUCCCCAGGCAGGGGGUGAAGCCAAACUCCCACUGAUCUCACAUAUCAAGGUGCUCUCCUCCAGCUAGCCCUGUGCAGGGUGCUACUGCAGUGGGAAUUGCUGCUUUUACAAACCAACUCACCAGGCCCACCUCCUUCAGCACUGCCUGGCAGCAGCCAGCUGGGGAGAGGAAGCUGGUCGUGGGACUGGGCUCCUGCCCCGUGGGCACAGGGAGGCUACGGCUAGUUAGCCUGUAGUGAGCUAGCCCGUGGGGCCUGAUCCCUGCCCCACAGUGCCUAGAAAGGCUCCCCUCUGGCCCAUCGAGGCGAGCUCCCUGCUCUAGUGCCCAGCCCUCAAUCAGUGUUACUGACAUCCCAGCAGCAGGUGCCAAGCCCACACCAGCUCAGCCUGCCCCGUGGUUCCCAGCCCUACGACUGCCCAAGAGCGUUACCUCCUGCUUUUGCCACUAUUGUGCAGGUGGGGUCCCCUUGCUGGGGGGACGGGACCCCCCAAUUCCGCCUCCCAGCCUUACUGAUGAACUUGGGGGCCAGUAAGUUGUAGGGAAAAGGGGGGUGGGGGGAGGGAAACACGAUUCAAUCCUGGUGCUUUGCCAGCCGGGCGUGCUGCUCCCACCUGGGCUGCAGUCUGCUCAGAGCCGGACCCUACGGCCUAGGGCUCCUGCAUUACCGUAGCCCCUUGGUCACGGCCCAGGACCCAGAGCGUGAGGUGCUGUACAAAGAACCCAUUCCCCCUCUGCCGGAAGUCACGUGCAGCUGCUCCUGGAGGGUUACUCGGGGUGGGUUCAAACAUUCCUAUUCACACGGCUUCCCUCGGGGUGGGCCUGGCCACUCGGCACAGCCGCCGGGCGAGCGAGGGGCCGGCCUGUGUCUGCCGCAGUCCAGGCAGCAGGAGGGCCGCAGGCAGUGCUAGGUGCUGGUUCCUCUGAACGGUUGAAGGGACAAAGCUGGUGGAGGGAGAUGGUAGCUAACAGCUGCCUUUCACUGGGGCUUUCUCCUGCAAUAAAGGUUACCAAGAGCUGCCAAUGGGAGAGGUGCUUUUUGGGGGGCUGGGGUGGUUCUUGCCUGACUGAAAUGCCACCCCUGGGAGCUGUGGCCUGGCUUCUCCUGCCUGGCCCCAUGCUCCUCUCCAGGAGUGUAGGGGGCUCCCUGUGAGCCCAGCUCCAUCCCUGAGCUCCCUGGGUCCCGGCACAAGGACAAGCAGGGGCUGUGACGGGCUGAGGCCAAGGCUGGGGGCAGUGUGAGGACAGAGCCCACAGCGAGGGCUCCUGGGCAGCUGCUCUGCUGCAGGCCUCUGCCAAGGAGCUGCCAUGCCAGGGAUGGCCCAGCUACAAGGGUGCUUCCCCCUUGCCUGCCCCGGGGCCGCUCACCUCAGCAGCCCUGCCCGUGGCAGGCUAGUUUAGUGUUCGAUAAAUUCCUGCUCCUCUGGCCCGAAGGAGAGUCCAAGGCCAGUGCUUCAGCCAGCCUCUCCGCAGCUGCAGGCUCCCGUCCCCAGGGCCACACAGCCCCGUGCUGGGCCGCCCUCCCCUCGAUGCGCUGCUCGGGCUGGGACCGCUCCCUUCCAGCCUGGCCUGGCUGCUCGGGCUGGGACCGCUCCCUUCCAGCCUGGCCUGGCUGCUCGGGCUGGGACCGCUCCCUUCCAGCCUGGCCUGGCUUCUCUCCGCAGCUGCAGGCUCCCGUCCCCAGGGCCACGCUGCCCCGUGCUGGGCCGCCCUCCCCUCGAUGCGCUGCUCGGGCUGGGACCGCUCCCUUCCAGCCUGGCCUGGCUUCUCUCCGCAGCUGCAGGCUCCCGUCCCCAGGGCCACACAGCCCCGUGCUGGGCCGCCCUCCCCUCGAUGCGCUGCUUGGGCUGGGACCGCUCCCUUUCCAGCCUGGCCUGGCUUCUCUCCUUCGCGCCCCUGGAGAUGGGGCACCAUGGGAGCAGCUGGGACCGAGCCUGCUGAUGUCAGGCAGAGAAGGCUCCUCUCAGUGCUCUGGCUCAGGGGCUUUCCUCCCGAGGGAGAAAGGGCAGAGGAUCCCACGGGGCAGGGCAUGCC